AUGAUUGGCCGCCUGAAGCCUACAAGCUUACGCUUGCUGCGUCAGUUGCGACAGCUACGACAGGCCAGCGAGACUCCGCCUCAGUUGUCGUGGGUGCCGGCGCGCGGGGACCGCAGAGAGGCUGAAGGCAUCGGCAUCGCGGAUGCCCCAAGCUCUCCCUCGUCACACAAGGAACGGGGGGCAAGCGGGCGAGCUGCGCGGCUUACCUUCGAGGCGGAGGAACUCAUUGAGCGACUCCUGCCCUCAGAGGAGCAGGAGAGGCAGCGGGACGACAUGGUGCAGGACCUGCGGCGCCGCAUCCGAGCGGAGCUGCCCAGGUGCGACCUGGUGACCUUCGGCUCUGCCGCCACAGGCCUUUGGCUGCCCGGCCGUGAUGUGGACCUAAGCCUUCAGGUCCCGGGACUGCGAGGCCGGAUUGAGACCAAACAGGUGUUGCAUCGCGUGGCGUCGCUGAUCCACGGGUUCUCGGGGGACAAGCCCGAGAACCGCUUGGCCGCCAAGAUGCCGUUGCUCCGCUGGGUGCCUCAGGCCAUCCUUCCCUCCUGCGACAUCACCGUGAACAACGACCUGGCGGUGGAAAAUUCCAGGCUGGUGACGGCCUACCUGAUGGCAGAGCCUCUCCUGCGGAAGCUUUUGAUUGUCAUCAAGACUUGGGCAUUUGCCCGAGGAAUCAAUGACAGAAGUGAAGGAACGCUUUCUUCCUUUGCAUUGACCCUCAUGGUUGUGCACCUUCUUCAAAGGAGGCAGCGCCUGCCUUCGCUCCAAGACUUGGCGAUUCUGCACGGCUUGCCGCGGCGGGAAGUUCAGCAGGUGGAUUGCAGGUUUUGUACUGACUCUGCCAUUUUGGAGAAGGAGAGGGCCAAAUUCUCGAGUCCCAGCCUGGGAGCGUGCCUGAUGGACUUCUUCAAGUUUUACGGCACGGAGUACAAGGGCGGCAUCGUCUCGAUUCGCAACGUGGAUGGCAAUCCGCCUUCCUGGGCCUCCGGCAAGUUCCUGUUCAUUGACAACCCAUUUGAACCAGGCAAGGACGUUGCGAAUGUUGAGCUCGGCCAGCUCGCUCGCUUGCGAGAGGAGCUCCGAAAGGCUCACAGCGCCUUGCGACGUGGAAAGUCGGUGGAGUCUGAUUGCCCGCUGCACAGGUACGAGCUGACCAAAGAGACUCGGGAGUUCUUCCAGAGUCAGAGUCGCUUCAAGGCCAUCUUGGAUUUGGUGUUUUCUCCACGAGAACCUCAGGAGAACAUGGCAGAUCGGGAGGAGUAUGAGACAAUGAAGGCUGAGUUCGACACCAUGUGUGAGAGGGCCAGACACAUGUACAAGGCGCAAGAGGAACGAGCUGAACACCGCAUGUGGCGUGCUGUGCAGCAGCUUCCCGAAGACUUAUACCAGGAGGCCAUUGCUUCCAAGCCGGAGAAAGUCCCGGAGGAGCUGCUUUUCCACAACCGCUACCGCGCGCAGAUCUUCCGAAGCCUCUCAGAGUACGAGCAGCGGAAGAUGCCGGGCGCUCGGUACGGUGCGCGGCUGGCAGAUGGCGCUGCCAAGCUUUGCCAGGAUGGCAGCGCGAUUGCGGACGACGAGUUGGCCAGCCAAGGCUCCAGGCCGUGGAGUGAGGCAACUUUCGGGGGCUGCACCAACUUCGAGAUCCAGCACCAAGCAGAUCACGAGAGAGGCCUGGAGCUUCCGGAGCCGCCGGAGGUUCCGCCGGCGGAGCCUUCGCCGCCGGAGCUCGCGGCGCCGUCGCCUUUGGAAGCCCCGGAGGAGAUGGAGCUCGAUGAGGGCACUAGUCCAAAGCCAAGACGGAAGAAGAGGCUAAUGAGGAGGAGGAGGGCGGCUGCAGAUUGCCCGAAAGAAGUUCUUGAUGCAAGCAACGAGGCCCCAAGGCGAUUGGAGCAGCUUGUGGCAACAGUUCUUGACGGACAGGCCGCGCAGUUCGAGGCCGCCAAGCGACGAUUGGAGGCCCUGUGUACUGCGGAGCUUGAGCACUUGCAGCACACGCUUGCCGCUGCUGUCCGAGAGCUUGAGCCAGAGUGCGCCGACUUCACGAGCCUGGAGGAGGUGCAGCUGGCUCCCAGGGAAGGCGGCGCGUCGGGUCCGGUGCCCGCCGUGGGUCUGCCGGUGCUCUUGGCCAGCUUCCAGGUGAAUUUGCAGGAGGCCGGAGAAGUGGAACAAGCAGCCAGAAGUGAGCUGCUUUCCUCAGCAAAGAUGGAUACAGCUCAUGGCAAGUGCAGCUGCAGAGAAAAGCUUCAAACCUUCUUUGCGUCAAAGACCUACGCAAUUGCUGCUCAACUGCUCACCUUUCUGAGCAUGGCAGUGAUUUGGCUCGACACUGAGUUUGCCCGGCAGCCCUGGGUUGCUGCGCUGAGCUGGGCGUGUACUGCGGCCUUCACCCUGGAGCUGCUGCAAAUUGCCGCCUUUGGCAAAGAGUGCUUGACCAGUGAUUCCAAAUGGUGGAGUUUCUAUGAUCUAGUGAUCGUCCUGCUGGCAUGGAUAGAUGAGCUCUACAUUGUGACUACGUCAAGUGGACUGCCUGUCCUGCGUGCGCUCCGUGUACUUCGGGUGGCCAGGCUGUUUCGCUUUUGCCAGCCGCUACACAGCUGGGCGUCAGCAGCAGUGGAGUGUACGCGCGCGCUGUUCUGGUCCACCAUGGUCAUGGCUCUGGCCCUUUUCGCAGCCUCAAUCUGUAUCACUACUAUUUGCGCCGAGUGGAUAAAGAAUCAAGUUGACUUUGAGAAUCCCUCCUGGCCGGACUUGCUGGACCAGAAGAAUGCCAUGGUGCUGAUCGACAAGGACCAAUCCGAGCUAGUGAUGUCAGUAUGGGCAUGGUUUGGAUCCCUGCCCCGGUGCAGCUACACCCUGCUGCAGUGUAGCUGGGGUGUGUCUUGGGGCCAGCAGAGCGACGCGCUGCUCGAAGUUGGGUAUCCAGCUGUGGGCCUGUUCCUGCUGUACUUGCUGAUGAUGUUCAUUGUUAUUUUCAACGUUGUCCUUGGCCUCGUUGUGGAUGCGGUGGCGGAAUCUUGCCGAAUGGUGCAGGAGCCGUCUCAAGAAUCCAUACCGAACAACUUCGUUUCCCAGAUGCGCAAUGUCUUUGAUGUCAUCGAUACGAAUGCGGACAAUGUUCUGGACCCUGAUGAGGUUGCCAACAUCUCAGAUAAAGCCUCUAAAGCUGCACAAACGCUUGGUGUGGAUGGAUCCGAGCUGAGCGUGUUGCUUGCGAUCCUGGCUGGCAAGUCUCGCGCUGUCUCCUUCGCUGACUUCGUCGCAGGUGCUUGGUUUCUGAAGCAUGCCUCGACCCGACCGCGAUCUUCAAAGCUGCAAAGCCUGAACGCGUGA
Messenger RNA from Effrenium voratum, 3327 nucleotides. The record is from the annotation of a GenBank genome assembly. NCBI's taxonomy places the organism in Eukaryota, Dinophyceae, Suessiales, Symbiodiniaceae.